Messenger RNA from Exophiala bonariae, 1839 nucleotides. RefSeq lists its product as uncharacterized. The record is from RefSeq and is a predicted model, not a curated record. The transcript has 3 exons. NCBI's taxonomy places the organism in Eukaryota, Fungi, Ascomycota, Eurotiomycetes, Chaetothyriales, Herpotrichiellaceae. Gene Ontology annotation, molecular function: FAD binding; oxidoreductase activity. The coding region runs from base 1 to 1839 and encodes 612 amino acids.
AUGAAUAUCCUUCAUUUCAGAAAAGCGAUUUAUGCCAUGCUGAUCUUCCGGCUGGGUCUUGCUAUUGCCGAAUCAUACUGCAAGCCAAUCCCUGGUUCACCUGAUUGGCCAGCUCAGUCUGAAUGGCAAGCAUUGAAUGAAUCAAUCUCAGGCCGUCUGAUCGCACCAGUACCCCCAGGAGCAGUCUGCCAACCACUGAGUCCUCUCUACAACAACGAUAGCUGUCAGGUUUUGUACACUCAAUGGACCAACUCCACUUUCCAUGCGCAAGACCCAUUCACUUCUGACUACAACGACGACACAUGUCUGCCCAGUGCUCUAGCACCAUGCUCUGCUGCAGGAUAUCCUGCCUACGUGGUGAAUGCCACCAAUGCAAAACAUGUCCAAGAAGGAGUGAGAUUUGCCCACAGGACUGGAGUUAGGCUCAUCGUGAAAGGAACUGGUCAUGACUGGCCCGGAAGGUUUGAUCCAUCUACAGAGCUUAUAGCGACGUACUCUUCUACUGACGAAGUUACUAGAUCUGCCGGUAGAGACGCCAUCUCAAUUUAUACGCACAACAUUCGUGGGGUUGAGGUUAAUCACGAGGACGAGCGUGCAAUAAACUCAGGGGGCGCGGCUUCAGUCAAAAUUGCUGCAGGUACACAAAUGGCUGAGCUUUAUGCGGUGGCUGCUGAAAACAAUAUCACUGUCGUUGGAGGAGCUGAUAUGAACGUGGGGAUUGGAGGUUGGAUCACUGGCGCUGGACAUAGCCCUGUCAGCAGCAAAUAUGGCCUUGGCGCGGAUCAGGUCAUUGAAAUGGAGGUCGUUACGGCUAAUGGAACUUUACUGACGAUUAAUGAAACUUCAUAUCCUGGAUUAUAUUGGGCCAUGAGAGGUGGAGGUGGAUCUACUUUCGGGGUUCUUAUCUCUGUCACAGUCCGAGCGUUUCCUAGGCUUUCUGGAGCAUUUUACCAGUUCAACUACAAUACGACGGCAAACAGCGAGACCUUCUGGGAUCUUGCUACCGUGUUCCACCUCCAGCUGCCAAAUAUAUCAGACAGCGGCGCAAUGGGCUACUACUUCCUCACCGCCGAUACAGGUGACCAGGAGCCUGAUCCAGCCAUCCGAGGAAAGCUCUUCGGUGUUUGGAUACUGCCUGAGAAAACCGCCGUAGAAGCCAAUACGACAAUGGCCCAGUUUGAAGAGGAAGUUCGACAAGUGGCUUCCAGUUGGGCAGAUCCGGUCCACAUCGACAGCAGCGUGAUCGAGUUCCCAGACUUUAGCACUUUUUGGCAACUCAACCCACCAGGGACGGUUGGAGGGCCCGGUCGUCUGGGUUCACGACUGCUGGGCCGAGACGCCCUUUCAGUUGAGCCAGAGCGCCUGAAGCAAGCACUAAAGAACAGUACCAUAAUACCACAAUUCUCCAUCCUUGGCCAUGUAGUUGCUGGUAAAGGUGUCCAAAAUGCAGAUAUCAUUGGAGGGAACAACUCGGUUCUUCCUGCAUGGAGGGACGCCAUUACUCACGUGGUUCUCCCGAGAUCUUGGCCAUUCCUGAAUGAAACAGUAAAGGAAGAAUUCACGACCUUGCUCCGAGAAGUCGAGGUCGAGGCUCUCCGUCAGAUCUCUCCGGGUUCCGGGGCGUAUAUCAAUGAAGCCGAUCCAACUGAGCCCGACUGGCGGGAAGCCUUCUGGGGAGAUAACUAUCCCAGAUUACUUGAAUUGAAAGACUACUGGGAUCCGACAGGAGUGUUCUGGUGUGUUCCUUGUGUUGGACAUGGUUAUUGGAAUGUGACGAGCGACUUUGGCAUUGAAGGUGCCAUUGGACAGACUCCUGGACGGAUCUGUCGCACCUCCUGA